Molecule: messenger RNA, 1722 nt
Organism: Fusarium subglutinans
Lineage: Eukaryota; Fungi; Ascomycota; Sordariomycetes; Hypocreales; Nectriaceae
Product: cytochrome p450 7a1
Exons: 3
Coding region: 1-1722 (573 amino acids)
Molecular function (GO): steroid hydroxylase activity; heme binding; iron ion binding
Source: RefSeq, a predicted model, not a curated record
AUGAAUGCCAAGGAGACUGCCGCAGCCAAUCCAGGCUCAGAGACAGAGGCAACCACCUACUUCAAAGUCCUCAGCCUCGUCAUUCUCCCCUUCAUCGUGACAUACCUCUUCACUUCCUUCGGCAACAAGGGCUAUCAGCAUGGCCAAAGCGCACGAGAGCCUCCGAGGGUUCCGUACUGGAUUCCCUACGUAGGUAACACAAUUGGCUUCGCUUUCGAUACUGAGCGCUUCUUAUCGUCUAUUCUAUCCAAAUUCGGCAAAGUCCCGCUUCGUAUCUUUGUAGGUGCAGAGCCUAUGUACUUUAUUCCUCAUGGCCAGCCUAUCAUUGAGGUCUUCAAGGCAUCGCGGCAUUUGACUACCAAGUCUCUUGGUGUCAUAACUGUUCGCGAUGCGUUUGGCGUACCAGAGUGUGAUAUGCCGAUCUAUGUUGAUGACGAUUCUGAAUAUGGACAUGUUGACCCAUCAAAGAGAUUUGACUUUGUCCAGCAUCGUGAUUUACAUGCUCUUUUGACAGGAGGACCACUGAACUCCAUGGUUGCAAAGUUUGUCAAGAUCUAUUCCGAUAUUAUCGAGCAAGAUACCAGGUUGAAAGAGGACGAGUGGACCGAGGUCGAUGAUCUUUACGAGUGGCUCAAAAACAAUCUUCUCCGGGCUGCAAUAACUGCUUUGUGCGGCGACAAGUUUCUUGAAAUCUCGCCGACCUUUCUCGAAGACUUUUGGGUGUUUGACUAUCACCUCCCCAACCUCUUGAAGCGGAUGCCACGGUGGCUGGUUCCAAAAAGCUACGCGGCCAGAGACAAGUGCCAUCAGAGCGUGCUACGGUAUCAUGAAUACGGAAAGCGGAAGUUUGACUUUCUUGAUGAAGAAGGCGUCGUCAAGAAGGACUGGACACCAGACUAUGGAGCAAGGGUGAUGAGUGCUAGGCAGAAGAUGUUUCAGAGCGUUGGAAUGACCCCCGAGGGCGGCGCUGCUCUUGACCUGGGGCUUAUGUGGGCAACAAAUGCUAAUGCCAUUCCCGCCGGAAUGUGGAUCCUACUUGAUAUAUUGCUCGACAAGGACCUAAAGAACAGAGUGAUGGCCGAAAUGCAACCUUCUUUCAUCGACGAUUCUCUAUCUUUCGAUAUUGAUAAGCUCUGCUCCGGACCCCUGAUCAAUUCCAUCUAUCUCGAGACGUUACGUCUCCGUGUUGCUUCACCGGUUGGACGAACACCAAUUAUCCCCGAUCUAAAGAUGGGAAGAUGGAAAUUCAAGCAAGGCGUCGGCAUGCUAUCUUCAUCCUGGGUCGGCGGCCACGAUCCUGAUUUCUGGAACACUGGAUAUGUACAGCCUGGCGGAAUUGAAGAGCACCCCGUUGAAUCAUUCUGGGCAGAGCGGUUCCUGGUCUACGAGAAUGAUGCAGGCAGUGGUCCUGUUCGACCAACUGCUCUUGCGGAAAAGCCCACAAAGCGUACCCCAGAGGACGAUCGUAAAGCACGGCCGACAAUUGAUGGAACGCAAGGUUACUGGUAUCCUUACGGAGGCGGGACAAGAAUGUGCCCUGGUCGAUUCUUCGCCAAACAGGAACUCAUAGCUGCUGUGGCGGUCGCUCUGCGUGCUUUUGACAUCGAACUUGUUGACCCCGAAGCGGCGAGUAAGGUCAGGCCGAAUAUGGAUUACUUUCCGUUUGGAACUAUCCCACCCAAGGGUAAGGUAGCUGCUCGGAUUAGGAGGCGAAAGUUGUGA